UACCAGAUCUGGUAGCUCACUUUUGCAAUCAGAAGAAAAAAGAUGUAAAAAUCUCACCCAGUUUUGGAGUUUAUUACCACUUUUCAUUUUAAUCACUCAUCACAACCCACCCAAAUCCACCUGCACAACCACAACGUCGCCACCACUAACCACCGCCAAUUAGCACCACCGAGAUGGAUCACAAUGAGAUCUCCAUGUGUCUCGAUGUCAAACUGGAUACACACGACAAGCGGGCGCUGGCCCUGCGCUAUAAAACCUGGACCAGAUGUCAGGUAAAAAUUGAAGCCAUCAAAUGUGUGCCCUGCUUCUUGCGUCUGAGUUUUCAAGAGGAAUAUCCCGAUCGGUCCGAGAAAUUUAAUGAGUCGGCAAAGCUGCUAAGCAUCUCUGUUAAUGUUCCUGGCGUCAGUAUCAGUUUGGCCACCUCGCGAACCAAGCAGCACUCAUAUGGACUCUUUUGGAUGCAGAAUCGUCGAGAUUGUUUUAUAUACUUUGCCUUGGAAACGGAACUGGCUUGUCGUCGGCACAUGAAAUGGGUAAAGAAAUCCAUUAAAAAUCUCGAACUCUAUCGACAGGUAUUCCUCGAACAGCGGCGACUGAGUCGUAUACCAAGACCAUUGCCCAAUUUACCCGAAACCAGUCAUUUGGAUUCGAGCAAUUUUUCGGCUCGCGUCUCACAAAUCUAUGAGGAAAUCUUUGAUGGCAGUCGCAUCUCCAGAGCUUCUCUGGCCUCAGGCAUCUAUGAAGAGAUGAAGCCGUCUAAAGAAAUGGAGACACCUACGCCGCCGCCCUUGCCCCAAGCCCAUCCCUAUCGCAAGAGGAUCAACACAUUUGAGUGUAAUCAGCCAGGUUUGAGUGAGAUUCCUCGUUGCUCCACCAAUCCCGAGUCAGAAUUGGCCAAGAAAAAGAAGUAUAAAAAUAUGUUGGAUAACAUCUUCGGCAAUGGCAAGCAAAAACAGGAGGAAGAGAAAGUGAUUCUCUAUGAGAAUGCUCCUACUCCGCCACUAAAACGUUCCAGUGUGAACCAAUUAAAUAAAUCCCAACGUAAUAGUUUCUCCAGUCCUGAUCUCUCCAAGCUCAAUUUUCUGGACACUUUUGGUGAGGCAUUCCUUCCCACCAAUGAGUCAGCCAGCGAUGUAGAGCUCAACAUAAGCUUGGAUGAGUCGGCCAUCGAGCCAGUGGAUGAGAAGGAAACACGACAGCAAUUGGUGGCUGAGAUUGCUCGGCGUUUGAUAACCAAAGCCGAUUCCCUCGAGAGUUUAAAUGUGUCCGAGCAGUUGCCGCACAACUUCAAUUUCUCUGCCUGUAAUACAUCCACAAUUAAUCUAAUUGGCGCCAAUGGUGCCGUGCCGCAUAGUAGUUUGGUGAAGAAUAAGAAUAAGAUUUUGGUAGACGAUCUUACUGGCUACUGUGUGAUGGCUCCCAUCAAGAAAAAGGAUGAGCAGGAGGGUGUUCCAGUUCAACCGCAAAUAAGUACAGGAAGUACCGGUUCAUCCACAUCUUCGGGUUACUCUACCAAAUCGUAUACCUCAUCUUCUAGCAGUUGUCAUACAAACACUGAGGAGCAACAAAUGCAGCAGCAGCAGCAGCAGCUGCGGCAACCGCCGAUUACCACCAACAAAUCCUUGACAUUGACGAAUGAAAGUGCCAUCUAUGAGCCCAUGCAUAAUGCCAGCUCCUUGAAUAACACUGACGCAUUGGUAUCCGGCAAUGGCUUUGCCGAGCAUCUCUAUGAGAAUUUGCUGGCCAUCAAAGCGGCCCAAGAACUGGAACAGCAAACGGGACAAGUACACUUUGGUUUAAGCUCCAGCACACCCACCGAAUCUCCAUUGCUUCCAACUUUGCCCCAGAAGGGUACACCCAAAAAUAUGUCCAGUGUCAGCCAGGCGGAACAGGCCGAGGAGGAUUACUAUCAAACGCCUAGGAAAUCCAUUAUUAGUAUUGACGAUAAGAUACCCUCUUAUUAUCCGAAUAGCUGUGAUUCCCUCAAAUCAAAGCGCCAUCAUCAUCCAUCAUCGAAUCUCCGUCAUUUGGUUAGCUCCAAAUUGGGUCGUCAGCGUAAGGAGAAUCUAUAUAUAUCAUCGCCACAGCAAAUAAUUGAACAGCGCCAUAAGACUAAGAGUUUCAACAAUAAGAAGACUGCCGCCCAUAAGAUUUCCGAGGGUGUCUAUGCCGUAACCCAUGCAGGCAAACGUCCAACUAGCUCCAACAGCAGCAACAACAAUAAUAAUAACAAUAAUAAUAAUAUUAACGAAAACGAUUUAAUGAUGGAAGGAUCAGCUGGAGGAGAUGUCUUAAAUUUAAGUCUACUUAAGAAUAUUGAUUUCAAAUUCGAUGAUAGCCAAGAGAAAGGAUCGUCUCCUAAGCCACAAGAGCAACUGGUUAAAGUGGCAACCGAAGACAAGGGAGAUGAUUAUGAGAAUUGCUAUCAGGCUGCCGAACAGGCCACACGUCUGCUCCAGAAAUAUGCAACUUUGGCCAAAUUCGGUAAUUCACCAAGUAAAGUGGCAAAGGAUAAGCAACUCCUUGCCCCAGCACCACCUAUGACCCAAUCGGUGGUCUCGAGUGAAACUGGAGGAGGUGGAGCAGGAGGAGCCACAUCCUCAACUGGCAAUACCAAGAAGUUUGCCUCAUUGCCGCGUUUCAAGAAAAUUGAUUUCUCUCCCCUGAGAAUGCGAAUAAAUAAUGUUCUACAACGAAACUCACCAUCGCCGCAGCAGUGAUUAGUUACUAAGAUUGAAAAUAAUCCACCGUAUAACGCUUAAUACUCUACUCGUAUUAUAUAAUUUAAUAAUGGACACUUAAAUUGGAUCGAUAUAUCCGUAUUUUGUGCAGUCCAAAUGCUAAGUUAUGUUUAUCUUGUGAUUGUUUAACAAGUUGUUUUAUUAAUUUAUUUUAAUCCAUGUAUGUAAUACGCUUAAUGCCCCUAACCUUCCUCCCCUCUCCAUCAUCAAUGGAUAUAGCUUUUAAUCGAUGUUGAUCUUUGCAUACUCCCCCCACCCCCGUCAGAUAAUUAUUGUAUUAAGUAUAAGAAAAGUCAUCAUAUCAACUAAACUUUAAUUAAGUAUUAAUUUUAAA
Drosophila willistoni is the source of this 3075-nucleotide messenger RNA. RefSeq names its product putative mediator of RNA polymerase II transcription subunit 26. NCBI's taxonomy places the organism in Eukaryota, Metazoa, Arthropoda, Insecta, Diptera, Drosophilidae. The coding region runs from base 174 to 2720 and encodes 848 amino acids. The record is from RefSeq and is a predicted model, not a curated record. The transcript has a single exon.